UCGUCAUUUCCUGCCAGUACCGGUGUGGACGGUGCGGGUCGUGGCCGCCGGUUCUCCGGUUCUCCCCCUUCCCUACUUUCCUCCCUCCUUCCCUCUCCCUCCCUUGGCGGCUGUCGGUCGCCCGUCGCAGACUCCCUGACCCAUCCCCAACCCUUUCCUGACCUCGGUCCUACCCGAUUGGUCUCUUUUUCCUGUUUUUUUUUUUUUUUUUUUUUUUUUUUUUUGGCCCAGUCCCAGCCGCCAGUGUCAGGGCGGGGGCCUUGAGCCAGAGGCUGCGGCGGAGGAAAGAAAAGACGAGACGACCCUCGGCUCCGCAGCGGGAUCGCUCGGUUCGCUGCCGCCAUGGCAAUGAGGCAGACGCCGCUCACCUGCUCGGGCCACACGCGGCCUGUGGUUGAUUUGGCCUUCAGUGGCAUCACGCCCUAUGGCUAUUUCUUAAUCAGCGCUUGCAAAGACGGGAAACCUAUGCUCCGCCAGGGAGAUACAGGAGACUGGAUUGGAACAUUUUUGGGUCAUAAGGGUGCUGUUUGGGGUGCAACAUUGAAUAAGGAUGCCACUAAAGCAGCUACAGCAGCUGCAGAUUUCACUGCCAAAGUGUGGGAUGCUGUCUCAGGAGAUGAAUUGAUGACCCUGGCUCAUAAACACAUUGUCAAGACUGUGGAUUUUACGCAGGAUAGUAAUUACUUGUUAACUGGGGGACAGGAUAAGCUGUUACGCAUAUAUGAUUUGAACAAGCCUGAAGCAGAACCUAAGGAAAUCAGCGGUCACACCUCUGGUAUUAAAAAAGCUUUGUGGUGCAGUGAGGAUAAACAGAUUCUUUCAGCUGAUGAUAAAACUGUCCGCCUUUGGGAUCAUGCUACCAUGACAGAAGUGAAAUCUCUAAAUUUUAAUAUGUCUGUUAGCAGUAUGGAAUAUAUUCCUGAGGGAGAGAUCUUGGUAAUAACUUACGGACGAUCUAUUGCUUUUCAUAGUGCAGUAAGUUUGGACCCAAUUAAGUCCUUUGAAGCUCCUGCAACCAUCAAUUCUGCAUCUCUUCACCCUGAGAAAGAAUUUCUUGUUGCAGGUGGUGAAGACUUUAAACUUUAUAAGUAUGAUUAUAAUAGUGGAGAAGAAUUAGAAUCCUACAAAGGACACUUUGGUCCUAUUCACUGUGUGAGAUUUAGUCCUGAUGGAGAACUCUAUGCCAGUGGUUCUGAGGAUGGAACAUUGAGACUAUGGCAAACUGUGGUAGGAAAAACAUACGGCCUUUGGAAAUGUGUACUUCCUGAAGAAGAUAGUGGUGAGCUGGCAAAGCCAAAGAUCAGUUUUCCAGAGACACCAGAAGAAGAGCUAGAAGAAAUUGCUUCAGAGAAUUCAGAUUCCAUCUAUAGUUCAACUCCUGAAGUGAAGGCCUGAGCAUUGGGCAUAUGCCACAGAUAAUGUACAAGUUAUGGACUAAAACAAACAAGCAGAGAAAAGCAUCAGCCUCCCAGAGUUACUCUCUGCUUAAGGCAAACAUGAGCAGUAAAUAAUGGGGAAUAUGAAUAGCUCCAGUGCUGGAACUAACUUGGUGUUACCUGUACGUGAAAAGGCAAGAGUAUCAGAUGAAGGCAGGUGGAAUUAGGCCCUUGUGGUAUGAUGGUGGCCUAUUGUCUUUUUAAUGAAUAUGUGUGAGCCAACAACCAAUUUCUCUUAUUACACUUAGAGUUCUUGUAGCUGUUUAUGUUAUUAUGGAGAAGAAAAAUAUAUUGGCCUAUUUUUCUGACUUUUCCCUUAAAGCAGAAAGCCCUUUUUUUUUUUUUUUUUUUUUUUGCUUUAGUUGUAAAGAGGGAAUACGUGAUAAAGUAAUUGGUUUGAUUUCUCUUUCAUUGUACACUGCUUCUGAACAUCUAAUUGUUUUAGUUGUCUAAAUAAAAUGCCUCUAAAACAAAACAAUGUUUGUUUCCUGGGAAAAAUACAGAUUUGAGUUUAUAAAUGGAAAUUGUCAGAGAAGUUUUUUUUCAUCAUAACUAUAUCAAAAGACAAUAUGGUUAAACAAUCUUUAGUAAACAUAUUGUUUCCUAAUUUUGAAAUUCAGUUACUUGUACUGGAUUUUUAAAAUUUCCAUGUUUUUUGCUGGGUUUGCACUUAAACCUUCCUCCAAUAUUGGACAGAAAUGCUUGACCUGCUUCUUAAAAAAUUUUUCAGAGUAAUGACUUAAGUGACACAUGCCUAGUUAUAAGAAAAAAAAUAAGGUGAGUCAGAAUUGGCUGAAAGCAGGAAAAUCACUUAAAAUCAUACCAUCCCCCAAAUCUGUUAAAAUUCAGUGAGCAUUAAUGGCCCUUUUGUGUAUCUGUAUGUCUGUAUGCAGUUAGAAAAUAUUUUAUAAAACUGGGAUAAUUGUAGCUCUGCAAUGUUUACUUUAUCUUUCAAGUGCAGAUGGCGUUCAAAAAACCUUUUUACCAACCUUCUAAUAAAGUGGGUCAACUGGG
Molecule: messenger RNA, 2450 nt
Organism: Lutra lutra (Eurasian river otter)
Lineage: Eukaryota; Metazoa; Chordata; Mammalia; Carnivora; Mustelidae
Gene: STRAP
Product: serine/threonine kinase receptor associated protein
Exons: 10
Coding region: 343-1395 (350 amino acids)
Biological process (GO): spliceosomal snRNP assembly
Cellular component (GO): SMN complex
Molecular function (GO): RNA binding; protein binding
Source: RefSeq, a predicted model, not a curated record